CUUCUAGGCCUACGCCCCACUGACGUAUAGCUUCCAAGUAAGGCGUCCUAUUUGGCCUUACCUUGGCAGCUUAUAUUGCAUACGCAAGCAAACUCAGGCAACGACAGCGGUAACCUGUUUAGUACAUGCCUUCCUCUUCUAGCAAGGCUAACUGCUGCGAUCCCUCCACACCGGUCUACUUAGGUUGCCACGAUUUCAUGGAUAAUCAAGACAGACGAGACGAAUACGAUCUGAGACAUAUAAAUAGCAGGAACUUGAGCUCAAUCUCGCGCGUACAUCUUCAUCUAAAACGAUACACACGAUGCACUCGAGAUCGUUGUUCUUCUACUCAAGUCUGGUUGUUACGGCCGUCGGAAAAAUUUGUCCUAUCCUAGGACCGGCCUUCCCCUCUGCCAAAAACCUUCACUCCUCCGACAUCUUUCAGGACGCGUUGAAGAGCAUUCAAAACACUAUCAACACAGCCAUAUCAAGCGGAAACAGUAAAUAUGGACAGCUUGAUCCAAACAACACGCAUUCCGUCCAGAUUUUCUCUAUUGCGUCCGAGCAGCCACUUCUUGAUUACCAUCGACGUGGUCUCAAAGUACUAGGAAACAGGACGAUUGAUGGCGACUCUGUGUACCGCGUUGGCAGUAUUUCCAAGUUGCUUACUGUAUACUUGCUUCUACUUGAGGUUGGGGAGACGAUCUUCAAUGAAAAGGUCACGAAGUAUCUGCCAGAACUUAAGGGCGUGGCACAUUGGAACGACAUCACCAUCGGUUCACUUGCUGGAUAUGUUGGUGGCAUAACUGCCGAAUUCUACGAUAACUCGAAAUUACCCGGUGGUGAUAUUAGUGCAGCGUAUCCAAACGCAUACCCGCCACUAGCCGCAAACGAAACGACAGGAUGCGUGUUUGGGGGGGCGAGUGGCUGCUCCAGGGCUGUCUUCAUCCAGAAUCUGAUCGACAGGCGCCCCGCGUACUUGCCCCACACCACCCCAGCAUAUACCAACGCUGCGUUUGCUGCACUUGGCCUUAUUCUGGAGUCGAUCACGAACUCAACCUACGAAGACGCACUCCACAACUUGCUUGGAGCUCCACUACAUUUGAAUGGAACUACAUCAAUUACACCAAGUCCAGUAAAUGCCGUCAUCCCAGGGAACUCUUCGUCCUGGGAUUGGGACAUUAGUGGUGGUGCAGGAGCAGGUAUGGGAGGACUCUACAGUAGUCCCAACGAUCUCUCCACAAUUGGCCGAGCGAUACUGUCUUCAUCCCUCUUACCAGGCUCAACCACGCGAGCGUGGCUGAAGCCUACCUCUUUCACGUCUUCGCUCAUUGGCGGUGUUGGUCGUCCUUGGGAAAUAUAUCGCGCUGUCAUCAAUCCUCAGCCCAACCGCAUAGUCGAUAUGUAUACAAAGGGAGGUGACGUGCCCGGAUACGGGGCCAUCUUAGUACUGAUUCCGGAUUUCGAUGUGGGCUUCACUGUAAUGACGGCAUCAUCCACGAGGAGCAGCUAUGCAGCUAUGACAGCUCUGAUAGGGGACGAGCUACUGCCUGCGCUCGAGGAGGCAGCGCGCGCCCAGGCAGAUUCUCUAUUCGCUGGAACAUAUACCGCUGCCAAUGGAUUGAACUCGACAGUCAAGCUCACCACAACCCCUGGUGUCCCAGGCCUCAGCAUUGAGACUUGGAUAAGCAACGGAACAGAUCUGCGUCUCGUACUCUCGGGAGAUUCUGAGGCGGAAUACCAGUUGUAUCCGACCAACAUCGCGAGCGAAGAUGGCAAAGAACUGUCGUGGCGGGCGGUUUACCUCUCGCAGCCGGAAACAGGAUCUCCCUAUGAUGCUUGUCCAUCUUGGUUUGGUGUGGACCGUCCCUCUUAUGGUAUUUGGGGCCUCGACGAGAUGGUAUUCCACCUUGGCGAAGACGGCAAGGCACGAGGUAUGGAGCUUAGGGCACAGAAGAUUGUUCUCGAAAGGGUUUGAACGCCACUGUAAAGGGUAAAGUCAUCGACGAUUGGAACCGCAUAGGCUACAUACAGAACAGACUACCAAAAUCGGAGACUUCCUUCCUAGUACCGAUAAGCCAGCUUACUUGAUGAUCAUCCAGUGCAUUCUCUUCACAGGUAGUCAAUUUUGUCGGUAUGUCGCGAACACGCACCUCGAAGGCUCCCUGAUCCUAAGAGAGGUUAGGUCCCAUAAUGC
This is a messenger RNA of Boeremia exigua, 2176 nucleotides long. Its product is annotated as beta-lactamase/transpeptidase-like protein. The record is from RefSeq and is a predicted model, not a curated record. The transcript is spliced from 2 exons. The coding region runs from base 302 to 1957 and encodes 551 amino acids. NCBI's taxonomy places the organism in Eukaryota, Fungi, Ascomycota, Dothideomycetes, Pleosporales, Didymellaceae.